AGGGCGAUAAACUAGUGCAAGGUGAGGGAGGUCUGUUCAUGUUUUCUUCCUCUCGGUCACUUUAAUCUGGUUCUUCGGUCUGUCAGAUUAAACUGGAGUCGUCCAGGAGGAUGAGGAUAACCGUGCUGCUUGUCUCCCUUCUGCUCGUUUCCCAGUAUGUCUCAGGAGUCGAGGUGUAUGAGGGGGAGGAGUCUGUCGUUCUGCUCUGCCAGCUUCCCGUUCCAGCUGAAGAGGGUGUAGUUGUGUGGGGACGCGAUGACCUGAAUCCUUCAAUCAUCCAUGUUCGCACAGAGGAAGGUGAUGAUCCUACAGAGCAAAAUAAACAAUACGUCGACAGAACAUCCAUUCAAAAGGACGCCCUGAAGACCGGAGACCUCAGCCUCACUCUGAGAAAACCUACAUUCUCUGACAGCGGAAUCUACACCUGCACCGUACGCAAGCAUGGACAAAAACAGAACCAAACUGAAGUGCAACUAAAGGUCAAAGAGCGUCCUCCUCCUCCUCCAAUCUGGCCCAAAGUUCUCCCAGCGGUCCUGGUUCCAGUGCUUGUCCUGGCUAUUGGCAUUAGUAUUUUCAUGUGUCUUGUAUAUCAAAGGAUGAAGAAAACAGCAGUCUGCCAGCUCAAAGUUGUUGAUGUGACAGAGGGAGCAGAGUCUGUCCUGCUACCCUUCAUAUCCAAAAAACUGAGGAAUACGGAGACCGCCAAAGUGGAGUGGAAACAUAUCCAAGAAGAUGAAAUAAAGGUCGUGUAUGAGAAGGAUCAGAAAAGUACAGACACAACUCACACAGACCGCACAGAGAUGAGAAAAGAUCCAUGGAAGACAGGAAACGCCAGCCUAACUUUGUUAGGUCCUCGCUCUGAAGAUGGAGGUGUUUACAUAUGCACCAUGUAUGACACGCAUGGAAAGGCACUGAAACAGAAAGUAGUGGCACUCUGGGUCAAAGAGGGCUGGCUGAAAACCAUCAGAAGCUUCUUCCCGUGUGCCAGAAAGAACAAUGGGGUGAUCUGAAUGAAAAGGCAAAGGUGAAUCUGUUCACUGUUCAGUCAAUGUGAUUCAUCUCUUGAUGAAGCUUUUCCAAAUGAAACUCACAGUAAUUAGUGUCAUUACCAAAUGAAAAGUCACAUUACAACUACUGUGUGUUUGUGAGCUCUCAAAUGUCUGUUUCAGUCAGUUUGAACACUUGACACAUGCACUCAGCACAACCUGAACUAAUAUUCAGAUCGUCUGUGCACACUUGAAACUAAAGUUCUGCAUAGCAGUAAAGUGUUUUUUAGUACAUUUGUAAAUAAAUUCAAGAUUUAUUUCAUUUAUUUAGGAAUAAAAUAGAAAAAUUCAAAAAAUGUUAGCUAUCUAACAUUUACAAAGGUAAACAGUUACUUUGAUGACAGAUGUCUGUACUAAUUGAUACUGUAGUAUUUAACUAUUUUAACUUUGAUUUCGAUUUACUGAAGGUUACCUGUGGGGUUCAACAGGGUUCAGUGCUGGACCCCAAACAGUUUAUACUGGGCAUGCAUGAAUCAUAUCUAAAUUACUAAAACCUUAUUUGCUGUAAUGUAUCAUCAGGUAUAGUCAUUUAUUUCUCUGGGAAAAGUUUAGAACAGUGCCUGAAUGCAGUGGAAAAAAAUGUUGCGACAGAUACAUCAUCACUAAAUUACAGCAAAGUAAAAUGUAUAAUAAUUAGUAACUAGUCAAUAACAGCUGUUAUAAAUUAUUAAGAGUGUGUACCACUAUGUAAGUUUUAAAAACAUGGUGCUAAAAAUAUGAAAGUGAAUCAAGACUUUCAUUGUUUAUAAAAAAAAAAGAAUAUUUUAUUUCUGUAUGUUUAUUGUUAUUUAUUCUUUCAAAAUUAUUUUACUUUUUUUUUUAUUAUGUUUUCCUUUGGUCUUAGUUUCGUUUAUUUAGAAUAUACUGCAUGUGAAAAGUGUAGUUGGAACAUGCUAGAGCUUCAGCUUUCAGCUUUAAGACUAAAAUCUCCAGUUCAGUUCAUUUUUUGUCAUUUAUUUAUUGUUAUAGCAUCUCUUGGUUGUUUUUGUUAUUUUUGACUUUGGUUUUGUUUUCCUAGAAAAAAAAAGAUGUAUGUUAGGGUUAGUUAGGGUGUUCUGGAGUUUCAGAGCUGUUGUAGAUCAUACAUAAAAUAUGCUUGUGUGUGUUCAGACUGUUUGUCAAUGGGGAGACUCUCAGGGAAACAUACAAAUUGGACUCUGCUUUCUAUAGAGAGUCCAAUUUGUAUGUCCAAUUUGUGCAACUCCUGAAACCCAGGACUGUUGCACUGUUGCACUGUGCUGUGGUGGAUCUACAGAAAACAUGUGCUAACUGAGGAACUAAUGAAUGAGGAAGUAAGGAGUGGCAGAAAAGUAUGUGCCUGUCUGAGCCUGCAAAACAUUGAAUUUGAAACCAGGAUUGUACCUUUAUUUGUUGUCAGGAACAAUGCAGUGCUCUCUGCCGAUGCUCGCACGCAUUAGGUCUUGGUGUGGAUUUUAUUGUCAUUCCUUAAAAAGAGAACUGGUACAGUUCCUUUUUUCAUUUUUCAGCAGUCACAACAAAGUAACUAAAAGUGCCUGUUACAAGUAUUUUUUUGUAGAGCUGAAGUUGUCCCUGUUGAUUCUGAUUAUUUGUGCCAUAACAGUGGUAUAAACAGGAAACUGAAACCAACUCUGUGAAUUCAAUGAGAGGAACUGCUACAGAAAAAAACUAUAACAAUGUAAUGUUGACUCUAUCUCACCUUUCUUUAAUCCUAAAUCUGCUCAUCCUCACUUACUAGCUAGCUUUUUAUGUUAACAUUUGCUAUCAGCUAUGGCAUGAUACUUAAACUGAAACAGUAACGUGUAUCCCAGACAUUGACAGAUCCCAUGUUGUGCACAGUGUAUUCCAUUUUUAAUGGAAUAUCUUUUGAGGACAACCAAACUCUAUUACCAGAGUCAUAGGUACAGGCCAUGGUCCUAAGGUGAUGUUUGCUUUGGUCUGCAGUCCUGAGUAGAGCUAUUCAAGUAUCAACACUACCACAGACCAAUGUCUAUGGUAGUGUUGAAGAUGAUGCUGCACUUGGGAAUCCCAUUUACUAGUUACACUCUGAUUAGUUUAGACAGUGAUUGAAAAAAGGCACAAGAAUAUGGAAUUUUACAAAAAACUGUGAACACCCCACUCAUGUCUCUGCAUCAGAUGCAUCUAGUUCUUCAUUAAAAUCACAUGGGCUCUUGUUGACCUUUAAGUAAAAAUAUGUAACACAACACUGCAAAAGUGCUUGCGGUAAUGGCGUCGGAACCGGGACCAUGACCUUUAUUUUUCAUGCAACGUGCAUGGUGUGUAUUGUGUUCUUAUUGGUUUUCAGCUAAUAGCUCCUUGAGAAUAACAAUUUAGGUGCAAAUAUAUUUUAUGUCAGUCCAGUUGUAUUGUUAGUUUUGGUAAUAUAGAUUCAGAAAUGGGAACAAAUUGUGUACUUUUGCAACAUGCUGCCAUUGUAGUAAAGUGCCUAAAGAUACAGAUUUGCUAAGUUGAUUCAUAGGUCAGUGUUAAGUUUUAAACAAAUGAAAAACAUAAUUCUGAAAGCAGUCAGGUACAAUAACUGGAUUGAAAGUGCACGAAAAUGCCAAUAUAAGGCCAUGCAUUCAUUUCCAAGGCAAUGAAAGAGCUACACAGAGCCUAGAGAAGUAUUGCUCCAAACUACUUUAUAAAACUAUACGACAGUCUUUCUCCUGGGUAGCAAAAUAUGAACAAAUAAGUGUGAUUUAAGACUCUUGCACAAUGUUUAUUUACAACAAUCUCUAUAUACUCUUUUAAUACAGAAUAUCCUCAACUGUACAAGUUAUCUUUUGUACGAAAUGUUCUGAUUGUACUCUGUGACCAUAGUGGGUAUUUCUGUUUGUACUUCUUCUUGGUCAAAAGCCUUUCUGACUCUGUAUUACUCUGUAUUGAUUGAAACCUUUGCAAAGGAAAAUAAAACCCCACAAAGUCAAA
Molecule: messenger RNA, 3956 nt
Organism: Neolamprologus brichardi
Lineage: Eukaryota; Metazoa; Chordata; Actinopteri; Cichliformes; Cichlidae
Biological process (GO): regulation of cytokine production; T cell receptor signaling pathway
Cellular component (GO): external side of plasma membrane
Molecular function (GO): signaling receptor binding
Source: RefSeq, a predicted model, not a curated record